Messenger RNA from Leptosia nina, 297 nucleotides. The record is from the annotation of a GenBank genome assembly. NCBI's taxonomy places the organism in Eukaryota, Metazoa, Arthropoda, Insecta, Lepidoptera, Pieridae.
AUGAGACGGCGACGCUUCCGUUUCACCUGGAUCGCUCGCACGUCUCACGGACAACAAAACACAGUCCCACUGCACCGCUCGCGCACUGACGCCUCGCGUACUCCUUCCGACCCGUCACCGUUCCCGUUCACGGGGCGUUGGAAUGUCUGUGCGAGGAUUUCCGAUUCGAAAGACACGAAAGAAAGAAGAGAGAAGGGGGAAAAGAGGCAAGAGAGGAAAGCGGAGAAGGAUUCGUGGAAUACAAUGAAUUUGGAGGGAAUAAGCGAGAACGGCGAAGGGCCGAGCGGCGCCCUCUAG